Molecule: messenger RNA, 351 nt
Organism: Dracunculus medinensis (Guinea worm)
Lineage: Eukaryota; Metazoa; Nematoda; Chromadorea; Rhabditida; Dracunculidae
Source: the annotation of a GenBank genome assembly
AUGGCAAUCAAUUGCAAAAAAAGAAAACGUGUUUGUUUCCAUUGCAAAGGUCGUCAUAAUACCGCAUUAUGCUACAUUAGAUAUAACGAUCGAGCUCAGUCAGUCGGUCCAAUCAAAGAGGAAACCAACUCGGAGAAGAUAUACCAGAGAUUUCAAAUAAAGUCGCGGUGCUCAAGCAACUUGUAUAUCGAAGAAACUAGCAAAGAGCUUAAAUCUAGAAGAUAUGAUUGCGAGCAAGUGAAAUUCGUGGAUUUCGGCAAUAAAAACCCUCAACCAUCGCUUUUUGCUAAGAGGUUGAUCGAUUCUGGAAGUUGCAAUUUAGAAAUGUUCAAGGAAAAUAUCACCAAAUAA